Cryphonectria parasitica EP155 is the source of this 971-nucleotide messenger RNA. RefSeq lists its product as uncharacterized. The record is from RefSeq and is a predicted model, not a curated record. Lineage: Eukaryota; Fungi; Ascomycota; Sordariomycetes; Diaporthales; Cryphonectriaceae. The transcript has 2 exons. The coding region runs from base 349 to 801 and encodes 150 amino acids.
GCGGGCUACUGGGUUAAAAGAUGUUUGCUGUUUUCUGAGGGUUGGUUCGAGACGCAAAUCAGUCUUUACUUCCCCGGCUGGACAGAUUUUCGGCCAAGAAACAUAUGCGGAUUGGUGCUCAAUGGGGUCAACGGUUCGCUGAUAUCGAGUGAACCGGGCCCCAUCCGGUGCUUGGUCCGCAAACACGGACCUAUCCAGGCAGACGACGUGCGAAUAUGGCAAGAAGACGGGAUAUCACUUUUGCACUGGAUAGUCACGUUAUUCGGCAUAAGUAACCCUUACACUGAGCUUCAGUGGAAGUAUCUAUUGAUUGAGACCGUCCAGGCGGCUGCGACUGACUUACAUCUCAUGCAGAGUGUACCUUGGAGGCUGCGUGGGUCGCUGCUUAGUCCAGUCACGCCCUUAGUCUGUUUAUUAGGAGGUUUUGCCUACACGUUAAGGUAUCGGAUUAGGAACUUGGAAUCGCUGCAUCAAUCAUUGAGGCUCUUCUUGACUGUCCUUCAGAGCUGCGGCGUCAACUUGGAGGAGUAUGGGCGACGUGAAUUCGAACUCUGGAGCGAGGAAUAUGGCGCCAACCAUGUGGAGGCUAUGUCCUGUGUCAGGUUUCCCAGUGGGAUGAUCUCUAUUUACGUGGAUGAGGAGGUCUUGUAUCCUGUCGACACCAUCCAUUACGGCCCGACCCUUGAGGACUGGUCUUUUGAGUCCGACUUCGUUCAGGAUUUUCUGGCGACGUUCUGGGAUAUGGUUGAGAACCCGCCUCGAGACGAGAUCAUGCCCGGCACAUGGGUGGAAGACGAGUGAAGUUUUUACGACGCUGCAGUGCGAAGGUAGAGGAAGGCUGCACUCGAAUCGUUACAGAAACGAACACCAACGAUGCCGAAAGACGGAAAGGCCAAAAACCCGAUUAAAAGCUGUAACUAUUCUGAGAAUCUAUCAGAGCUUCUCGCGUUCAAAUUCACAUCCGUAUACCG